AUGGAGGUGACGCACGGCGGGCCGCUGCCAGAGGUGCGCACCCUCCUCCUCGAGAGCACAGGCCCGGUCUUCAGCUCGGGCCACGACUUCAACGACUUCCACGAGGCGCCGGCCGCCGAGCAGCGGCGCGUGCUCGAGAUGUGCGCCGACGUCAACGCGCUGCUGGCCGAGGUGCCGCAGGUGAGCGUGGCGGCGGUGAGCGGCGCGUGCGUGGCGGGCGGCGCGCAGCUGGCGGCCUCGUGUGACCUCGUGAUCGCGCGCGACGACGCGCGCUUCUGCCUGCCCGGCGUGCGCACGGGCGGCUUCUGCCACACGCCCGCGGUGGCGGUCGGCGCGCGCGUCGCGCCGCGCAAGGCGCUCGAGCUCGCGCUGCUCGCGUCCGACGUCGACGCAGUCGAGGCCGAACGCAUCGGCCUCGCCAACUCGGUGGUCCCUUCGGCGGAGUGGGCGAGCGCCGUCGAGCAGACGGUCAACCAGCUGGCGCGCACCUUCAGCAAGUCGGUCGCGGACGGCAAGCGGACCUUUUACCGCCAGGCAGCCGCGCCCGCCCUUCGUGACCGGUACGCUGUCGCCACCGACACGAUGGUCGACAUGUUCUCGUCCCCAGCCUAUCAGGAGAGCAUGGCCGCCUUCUUGAGGCGAAAGGAGUGA
Emiliania huxleyi CCMP1516 is the source of this 651-nucleotide messenger RNA. RefSeq names its product enoyl-CoA hydratase (gene ECH3). Lineage: Eukaryota; Haptophyta; Isochrysidales; Noelaerhabdaceae. The record is from RefSeq and is a predicted model, not a curated record. The coding region runs from base 1 to 651 and encodes 216 amino acids. Gene Ontology annotation, molecular function: hydro-lyase activity. Gene Ontology annotation, cellular component: mitochondrion. The transcript has a single exon.